Messenger RNA from Kwoniella mangroviensis CBS 8507, 747 nucleotides. RefSeq lists its product as uncharacterized. The transcript has 4 exons. Lineage: Eukaryota; Fungi; Basidiomycota; Tremellomycetes; Tremellales; Cryptococcaceae. The record is from RefSeq and is a predicted model, not a curated record. Bases 1 to 747 code for a protein of 248 amino acids.
AUGUCCAAUCCGAUAGCGAGGCUGAAAGCCAUACCCGAUGAAGCAGGUCCCAGCGCUUCCAGAGGUACAAGGGAAAUACGGAGAGCCUAUCUUUCGCCAGAUGUACUUCGGACUUUUAAAUUGGUAGCAGGAGAUUGGGUCUUGCUGAAAUUGGAGAAGGGUGUCUGUGUGGUACAAAUAUGGCCAAGAGUAGGACUUGAUGAUGACGCGAUCGUACUCUCCUCAACUCAUCUUUCCAACCUGUCCAGUUCUCCGAUCGAUCUUUAUCGUUUCGCCCCUGAAGUGCACUCGCAUGGUAAAGCAUCUCGGAUUAGGGUGAAAGAAGUACUCGAAACUUCAACUAAGCCUAAAAGCAAACGAACCAUAGCCGAGGAAACACCAAGGGAAAAGGAAUGGCUUCGAGCAUCAAUUAAGGAAGUUCUCUCCUCCACAAACUACAUAAACAACGGCUUCAAGAUAACAAUAGGAGACUCGGGUAAGUCAGCUCGAGUCUUCGAGAUCACGUCCAUCGAUCUAUCGACCAAAGAAUUAUCUAAGAAGAGUGGAUCUCCGUUGGAAGAUGGAUUAGAGAGACUCAAGAUCAGCGGGGAUGAAAGUGCAAAAGUGGUGUACGAAGUCAGCUGGAAGACUGAGGUAGUACUAGAAGCACCACCGACGGUCCUAUCCCAUCUUAUAUCAACCUCUUCACGCCCUCACAACCCCCAACAGCAGCUUAUGGGCUACUGGGUGGACUUCAACCUCAGAUAG